UGGUUUGUCCGUCACGUUGUUUGCAGCGAGUGCCAAACCAAAGAGGAGCGGCCAAUUCAGCAGAAUGAAAACCGCCGCCGGACAACCGCCGCUUCACUCUCUGCGCUACCUCCGACGACGUCACCUCAACCGUAUCUAUGCGGCGGUUUACGUGUCGGCGAUAGCGUGCCUCCUCUACCGCCACAUCCACGCGCUCCUCCACUCUCCCACACUACUCUCCUUCGCCGCGACCUUCCUCCUCUUCAUCUCCGACGCUAUCCUGGCCUACAUGUGGUCGACGUCACAGUCGUUCCGUAUGAAUCCGGCGGAGCGGCGAGCGUUUCCGGAGAAUCUCGCGAAGGUUCUGGACCGGAGCGAUUUCCCGAGCAUGGACAUAUUCAUAUGCACGGCGGAUCCGUACAAGGAACCGCCAAUCGGCGUGGUUAACACGGCGCUUUCGGUCAUGGCGUAUGACUACCCGGCGGAGAAGCUGUCGGUGUACGUAUCGGACGACGGCGGAUCGGAAUUGACGAUGUUUGCGUUCGUGGAGGCUGCGGAGUUCGGUAAGGUCUGGCUGCCGUUCUGCAAUGAGAAUAACAUCACUGACAGAUGUCCUGAAGCUUAUUUCAGCUCAAAUUACACCAUCACUGCCGACACUCAGGAGAUCAAGAUGAUGUACGAGAGCAUGAAAUUGAAGGUGGAGAGUGCAGUGGAGAGGGGCAAAGUUAGCAGCACCGAUGAUGCACUUCAUAUUCUCCAACACUUCCGUGCUAAAGACUUCACCCGCCACAACCAUCCCUCCAUCAUUCAGGUAUUGUUAGAUUCCAAAAAAGAUAGAGACAUUAGAGGCGGGAGCAUGCCCAACCUCGUCUACGUCUCUCGAGAGAAGAGCAGCACCACACCACACCAUUUCAAGGCAGGAGCUCUCAAUACUCUUCUACGGGUUUCGGCGUGCAUGACCAAUUCACCAAUUAUCCUAACAUUGGACUGCGACAUGUAUUCCAAUGACCCAUUAACGGCCCAAAGGACCUUGUGCUACUUGCCCGAUAAGUCCUGUAAGCCCAAUUCCGGCUACGUCCAGUUUCCUCAACGAUAUCACGGGCUCAACACCGCCGAUAUUUAUGCCUCCGAGCACAAGCGUUUGUUCCUUACUAACCCUGCCGGUAUGGACGGCCUUAAAGGGCCCAAUUACGUUGGCACCGGCUGCUUUUUCUGCCGCCGUGUGUUCUUCGGAGGCCCGUUAUCAUAUAUUGGGCCGGAAAUCAUGGAGCUUGGCCCAGAUAACAUUGUAGACAAGCCCAUUAAUAGUCCAGAGGUUUUUAAUCUGGCCCAUCAAGUGGCCCGGUGUGAUUAUGAGGACCAAACCAAUUGGGGUUCUAAGAUGGGCUUCCGAUAUGGGUCGUUGGUCGAAGAUUAUUACACAGGCUAUCGCCUGCAAUGCGAGGGAUGGCAGUCCAUAUUCUGUGAUCCAACUAGGCCCGCUUUUUUGGGCGAUGUACCGAUAUCUCUUAAUGAUGCAUUGAGCCAGAGCAAGAGGUGGGCUGUCGGGCUUCUAGAAGUGGCUUUCUCCAAGUUUGGCCCAUUAACCUACGGAAUAAGGUCCAUGGGCUUUUUGAUGAGCCAAAGCUAUGCACACUAUGCAUUUUGGCCUAUCCACUCUUUCCCUGUCACUGUUUAUGCCUUUCUUCCAUCACUAACUCUUCUGCAAGGAAUUCCCAUCUUCCCCAAGAUUCACGAGCGAUGGUUUCUUUUGUAUGCUUUUUUGUUCCUUGGAGCAUACGGACAAGAUUGUGCAGAUUUCUUACUAACACGAGGAACACUUAUACGAUGGUGGAGUGACCAAAGAAUGUGGAUCAUAAGGAAUCUUUCAUCACAUGUAUUUGGAUUGAUUGAAUACAUGGCCAAGCACUUAGGCAUGGCUACGCAUGGAUUCAACGUAACGAGCAAAGUGGUCGACAACGAACAAAACAAGAGAUACGAUCAAGGGAUCUUCGAGUUUGGAGCUCCAUCGCCAAUGUUCGUGCCAUUGGCAAUGGCAGCCAUCCUGAACUCAAUAGCUUUGUUUAGUGGAUUGGUGCUCGUCUCGAAGGAUGGAUCGAGCUUGGAUGGCUUCUUUGUGCAAAUAUUCAUUGCUUUCUUUGCAGUGGCGAAUGGAUUGCCGUUCAUCGAAGCCAUGGUUUUGAGAAGGGAUAAAGGAAGAAUGCCUACAAAGACUACAAUCACCUCUGCCAUUCUUGUGGCUGGAUUGUACGGAAUAGCCUCUGUUGUAGCAAAGAUUUGAACAGAAAGAAGUUUCUUGUAAAAUAAUGUCUAAUAAGUUAUGGUAAGGACUGCUAGCUGCGAUACACAUUGGUUGUUCAGUUAGUUUGUGUUAUUGUUUUAUCGGAUGCUGCAGUUGCACCCGAUGACGGCCUCAGGUGAAAUGAUUUGAAGUGUUACUAGGUUUACCUAUGGACCAGUGUACUAAAUCGACAAGAUCCUACAUGUUAUGUUCUUUUGUCCUCUAA
Molecule: messenger RNA, 2486 nt
Organism: Andrographis paniculata
Lineage: Eukaryota; Viridiplantae; Streptophyta; Magnoliopsida; Lamiales; Acanthaceae
Product: cellulose synthase-like protein G3
Exons: 6
Coding region: 65-2260 (731 amino acids)
Biological process (GO): plant-type primary cell wall biogenesis; cellulose biosynthetic process
Cellular component (GO): plasma membrane; trans-Golgi network
Molecular function (GO): cellulose synthase (UDP-forming) activity; mannan synthase activity
Source: RefSeq, a predicted model, not a curated record